CGGAGAUGCAAGCCACGAUGACAACGCGACGACUCGGACUUCUUGGUCUGCUGGUGGUGCUGGGCAGCCUGGUGGCCCAAAGCAAGCCACAUGGCUGGAGCAGCGGUGGUGGAGGAGGAGGUGGCUGGUCCUCCGGCGGAGGAGGCGGCAGCAAGGUCAUCAUCAGUGCCUGGCCCUCCAGCGGAGGCGGCGGCGGAGGUGGUUGGUCCUCUGGCGGCGGCGGAGGAGGCUGGAAAAGCGGCGGAGGCGGCGGCUGGUCAUCCGGUGGCUCAGGAGGCGGCGGCUGGAAGAGCGGCGGUGGCUCAGGUGGUUGGUCCAGCGGCGGUUCCUCUGGCUGGCCAAGCAGCUCCUCCACCGGCUGGAAGUCCGGCGGCAGUUCAGGACUAUCGUGCCCGAGUGCCCUGUCCAGUCUCUCCGGCUGGAAAUCCCAGGCUCUGAGUAGCCUGAGCAGCGGUUGGAAGAGCGGCGGUGGUGGAGGCGGUGGCUGGUCAUCUGGUGGCUCCGGAGGCGGUGGCUGGAAGAGCGGCGGUGGCUCGAGUGGUUGGUCCUCCGGCGGCGGAGGAGGCUCAUCCGCCUGGCCCAGCAAGAUCAGCAGCGGUUGGUCCUCUGGAGGCGGCGGAGGAGGCUGGUCCUCUGGAGGAGGCAGCGGAGGAGGCUGGAAGAGCAGCGGUGGCGGAGGCGGCUGGAGCUGGUAAACAGAUCCUUAACACCAGGACACGCGACGAAAUCCAACCGAGGCAAUCCGGCGACGAGGCUAUAACGAAAUCCACUGCUCAACUUGUAUAUAACAUUUCUCUGCCCUAAACUUAAUCAAACUCUUUUUUUUUUGUGCACCUAAAUAUGUGAAUAAAUCUUACGAAAAAGAA
Drosophila takahashii is the source of this 866-nucleotide messenger RNA. RefSeq lists its product as uncharacterized. NCBI's taxonomy places the organism in Eukaryota, Metazoa, Arthropoda, Insecta, Diptera, Drosophilidae. The record is from RefSeq and is a predicted model, not a curated record.